AUGGAUAGCAACGGCGAGGGUGGUAAUGUUGGCGUUGCCAGUAGUGGGGCUGAUAAUGGCAGUACUGCGGGGUAUGAUCCAUUCAAAGACCCAAAGAGGAAGGCCAAAUCAAAUGACCCAAGGUGGAAGUAUGGGUAUUGGCCUGACCUUACAGACAAAAAUCUUGUCAAAUGCAAUCUGUGCAAAAAAGAUCUCAGAGGUGGGAUUAAAAGGAUAAAGCAAAAUUUGGUGGGUGGCUAUGGAGAUGUUGCGAAGUGCACCAAGACAACUACAGCAAUUGCUCAAGAGAUGAAUCAAGCUUUAAUGCGCAAUAGGAAGAAGAAGGGAGGAGGAGGAGAAGAGACAUCUCUACAGGUUGAGCAGAUACAGUCUCAAUCUGGUCCUAGUACUGGUAGGUCUCAAUCUUCUUCCAAAGUGAUUCCAAGCUCUGGUACAGCUGCAAAGAGAAAGAGGAAUGUCAUAAUUCAGCCACAAGUAAGGGGUCCCAUGGAUGCUCAUGUGAGACGGACACCUGAACAAGUGGUUGCUAAUAGGAGGCUUAAAGGCCGUAACCAAACUACAAUAGAGAACCGGAUGAGAUCAGCUGAAGAGAAAAAGAGAGUUGAUAAUCAUAUUGUGGAUUGGCUUUAUGAGUGUGGGAUUCCAUUUAAUGCACUAAAGUCAAGAAGCUUUGAAGUGAUGAUUGAAUCCGUUGCACAAUAUGGGUCCGGAUAUAGGCCCCCUACUUAUCAUGAAGCGAGGGUGUCUUUGUUAAAGUCAGCAAAGGAGAGAACUGCAGAGAUGAAAAAGACCUAUGAAGGGUAUUGGAAGCAGUUUGGAUGUACACUCAUGUCUGAUGGGUGGACAGAUAAAAAGGGAAGACAUUUGAUCAACUUCCUUGUCAACUGUCCGGAGGGGACUUAUUUUAUGGGUUCUAUUGAUGCAUCAAGUUAUGUACAAGAUGCAAAUACCUUGUUUCAAUUACUUGAUAGCAAGGUAGAAGAAAUUGGGGAAGAAUAUGUUGUGCAAGUUGUUACAGAUAAUGCUGCCAAUCAUAAAGCAGCUGGUGCAUUGUUGAUGGAGAAGAGGACAAGGCUCUAUUGGACUCCUUGUGCAACUCACUGCAUUGAUCUUAUGUUGGAAGAUAUUGGUAACUUGAAGGCAUACAAGAAGGUGAUAGUGAAGGCUAGGAAACAAACAACAUUCAUCUACAGACACACACGCCUUCUAGAUGCCAUGAGAGCUAAAACAAAUGGGAGAGAUCUUGUGAGGGCUGCUGUAACAAGAUUUGCAACUUCAUUUCUAACACUCCAGAGCUUAUUGAGGCAUAAGGAUGACUUGAGGCAUUUAUUUAUUUCUGAUGAUUGGAAGCAUUCUAAUUUGGCAAAGACAGAGGCAGGAAAGAAAGUGGCUGAAACAGUCUUUGCUAUUACAUUUUGGAAUGGUGUGGAAGACUGUAUCAGAGCAUCAAAAGCACUUAUUGUUGUUUUGAGGAUUGUAGAUGCUGAUGAGAAGCCUGCCUUGCCUGAAGUCUAUGUUGCCAUGGAAGAGGCUAAAAAGAUGAUUAAGAAAAAUUUUGGGGAUAAAGACAGGUUGUGGAAGAAAGUCAUAAAUAUUGUUAAUAGGCGAUGGAAGUGUCAGAUGGAGCGCCCAUUGUAUGCUGCUGCAUUGUUUCUUAAUCCUGGGAAGUUUUUUCAGUAUUCAGAAGCUGAGGAUUAUCAAAUGAGACAGACUUUACAAACGGCUUUUAAUCAAGUCACCUCAAGAUUAGUGCCUGAUCCAUCUUUACAAGACAAGAUAUUACAUCAGGCUGGUGAAUAUAGAAAUGCUCGAGGUCUUUUUUCGAGCAGUAUGGCCAUUAGACAACGGACAACUAUGAAUCCUAGUAAGUAG
This is a messenger RNA of Telopea speciosissima, 1872 nucleotides long. RefSeq lists its product as uncharacterized. Lineage: Eukaryota; Viridiplantae; Streptophyta; Magnoliopsida; Proteales; Proteaceae. The record is from RefSeq and is a predicted model, not a curated record. The coding region runs from base 1 to 1872 and encodes 623 amino acids. The transcript is spliced from 2 exons.